GUGUAUUUUCUGGAUUUUACGGAAGAGAAGUUGAAGCAGCAGGAGCAGAAGUUUCAGUUUUCCGUCACGAUGGAAAGGUGAACACCGGUCGGUGGUAGUUGAGCAAACCAACUUGACAUCGCCAGAAGCAUCGAAGGAAGGAAAAAUCUCUGCAGGGGAAAAUUGUGAAAGUUUAGAAAAGUCGUUGGUUGGCGAGUUUUUUUUAUUGUGCGAUUAAAAGUGAAACAGUUGCUGGUUCCGGGAAAGUGAGUGCAUGCCGUGAAAAGCGAAGGUAAUCGCUGUUUGGAGCGAAGUUUAGUGCUUUAUGUGUGGGACGCCGCACGUGUAUAGUUUCACACGCUCCGGUUAGUGUUAUCGGUGUGUUCCGCUGCGGAAAGCACCUUAUUUAGGUCUAUCGGUUAGUAAGUGAAGGAAGCGGAAAGCACUACGGCCCACCUCGGAGAAAAGUUGUGGUGGGCCCUUUUUCCCGAAGAGAGUGCCACGACGGAUAUCAUUAGCAGUUAAGGAGAAAAGCAGCCACAACAACAUCUAACAAAGGAGGCAGCCAAGCCGUAGGAAAAAAAAAGCGCCAAACUGUUGUUCUGCGGUUGUUAUAUUUUCGAACGGGGUGCCAAAGAUAGCAGCACGGAAGGUCUCAGGAGUGCCCUAGCCCGUCUCCGCAGAUCGGGCCCACUCCCUAACCCUUCCAGUCCUGAAAAUACUGAAAGUGUCGAACGUGCGUCUUCUUCCCGAUGUCACCAGCAGCGAGGAAGAGAUAACUCCAGAUCACCGGCUCCAACACCAGCACCCCCUUCCACGCCACGCAAAACCAAAGUGCCACAUCACAGUGCAAUGACAGUGUCCGUUACGCAGCCCCAGCAACCGAUGGAUAUCGUGACGUCCUGCAGCAGUCCAAGCACGGUCGGAAAGAUUCCUCCAAUGGCCACAACGGCGGCGGCAGCGGCAGUAGGGACCACAAUGGCCGGCAGUACUUUCACCACCAGCGUCACGGUGCACAGUGCUGCCGCGCCCAACACCUGCCCGUCCAGUCCGUCGGCCCACUCGAGUGGUUCCUCCGAGGCGGACGGUGUCGUUAGCACUCCACCCUCGUCAUCCUCGUCGUCGCACACCAACCCGAGUACGGCUUUGCGGAGGUUCUACUUCCAAAAGGCUCGCAUCAGCAAAUCACCCAAAUCGGCUUCGAUUGCUGGCACUGCGCCGUCAGCCGGUGCUGCUGCUCAUUCUGGUGUGACCGCGGCAGCAGCAGCAGUGUCGUCGUCCUCGGCUGCCGUCCCGAAAGUGGUGGUCAUGGGUUCGUCCACGACGUCCGAAGCAACGAUCAACACGUCCACCGAUUCGGCUUCGACGCACGUAACCAACGUUACCACGACGACCGACACCGAGACAAACGAUUCGAUUGAUUUGGGUGACACCUCAGGGCUGAGUGACCCGCUGCUCAGCUCGCUGGACGACGAAAGCUCCAGCAUUGUGAUGAAUCAAAGCUUCGAAGAUGGCGAUGACGAAAACAUCACCGUAAUCAAUGGACCAGAUACACCGCUGUUCAUCAGCUACCAGGAACUCGAGGACCUCUCGCCGAAAACCUCCCCAAAGCCCCGUACUGCCCCCGUUGCUUCGACGACCCGUUUCCCGUUCGACCCGCCCAAGUCGCCGAAAAGUGGCCGCAUGCCAGUGUCGUCGAGAGCUAGUAGUCACGAACCGAUGUUCAACUUUGACGAUUCGCCCAACCCAAUCCGGCGGCUACCGCCUAAGGUUUCCCCUUCCGACUACCCCAAGGAGCGAUCACCCAGCAGGGAUGCCAACAAGGAGAACCGUCCCAAGGUGGUGGAAAUGUCGGCAACGCCCGCCAAGCGAAGCAGCCCGUACAAAUCUCGGAAAGAUCGAUUCAUGCAACAGCAGCAACAUCAGCAACAGAGUGGAAAACCUUUGAACUCAGCACCUGCUGUCAGCUGCGCCAAAGGUCAAAGCUACAACGAUCCCAACAUGACCAUGUUUCCGUUCGAUCGCGAAGCAAUCGACUACGAUCGAAUCCAGCGCGAGUGCUUCGCCGUCGAGGAGGAAUAUCCGUACGAACACGACCGCGAAGACUACUGCGAAUCGCCCUCGAAGACGAUGAUGGAGUCGGAGAUCUUCACCGAACAGUACUCGAUCUUCCAGCAGUACGCUUAUCUGACCCAGCAGGAGCGGGACGCGCUGGAGAAGACUCCCCCUAAGCGUGGCAAAAAGGAUCGCAUCGAUGCAUUCUCGCCGAAGAAGAAAAUCCCCAGCCAGCCUGGGGCUGUGUCGCCUCAGCGAAUGUCCAAGUUCGAUCAGAUAGCCACCAAGUUUGACAUGAUGCCCUCAAAGUACGACAGUUCCUCGAAAGGACGAACGAAAAUCAGCACCGGAUGUGGGCUUCCAGAUCUACGGGUUGAUUAUUUUGCCGAAACAUCCUGCUGUGCCGAUGAACUGCUGACUACGUCGUCGUCAUCGUCAUCGUCGGGGGCAGGAGCUGCGUCGUCGUCGUCGGCUUCGGGGUCUUCCGAGGGAAAAACGCAUGCGUCAGGCGGUUCGGCCGGUCCGCGAUCGGUCGAAGUCGUUGGAGCAGGCGCACUGGCCAGCGGCCCUAUAAAUGUUACACCCAAUCCGAUGGACAGCGCAGUUUGUACGCAACCUCGGGCGACAAUAGUCGUACAGCAACCGUCACUCAGCCUGGACUACUCGUCGGUGGAAACGAUCCUGCUCAAGAAUGAGGGUGAUUUCAUCAGCGUUGAGCAGGGCAAGGAACAAUCGCGGAAGAAGAAACAACAACUGCAGCGAGAACAGCAGCAGCGGGACGAGAACAUGCGGCAACUGCUCGACGUCACCAACAACCUGACCCUGACGACGGAGGAGAUUAAGGACUUCGAGAUGAGAUACGGAAGUCCACACCACAGCCGGUCCCAAUCGGUCAAAACACCCGGCAGUCGAGCAUCGGGCCGUCCCAAUCAGCUUUGCCUGCCACAGCAACGAUCCAGGGUGGCAUCGAUGCCGAACACAGGCGUCGAGGAGGAGUACUAUCGAUUGAGGCAUUUUUCGAUCACCGGUAAAGGAGUGAUAAACCGGGGUGAUUCGCUCAAGAGUCGCCGCAGCAAAUCGAACAACAGCGUCGCCAGUUCCAAUUCCAGCACCGAGCACUUGACAGCCGUUGGUGCCGGUUCCGCCCGGACGUCAGCCACGUGCAGCCUGGCGUCCAGCAGGGAAAGCAGUACCUCCAACCCGGCUGCCGGUCCGUACAAAGUUCUGAUGCUGGGGGGAGCGGCCGUCGGAAAAAGCUCAUUAGUGUCACAGUUUAUGACGUCCGAAUACCUGCAUGCGUACGAUACCAGCAUAGACGAUGAAUCCGGAGAGAAAACGGUAUCCGUUCUGCUCAGCGGUGAGGAAUCCGAAUUGACAUUCAUCGAUCACAGCUACAUGGAGAUGUCGCCUGAAAACUGCAUGUCCUCGUACAAUCCACACGGAUACUGCGUAAUCUACUCGUCGGCGGAUCGAACCAGCUUCCUGAUCGCCGAACAGGUCCUCCAGAUCCUGUGGACAACGGAGAACAUUGCCCAAAAGGCGGUGAUCCUGGUGGCGAACAAGGCCGACCUGGCCCGAAGUCGGAUGGUCACCUCCGAUGAGGGCAAGCAGAUGGCAACGCAAUACGACUGUAAAUUUAUCGAAACGUCCGUCGGAAUCAAUCACAACGUGGAUGAAUUGCUGGUGGGUCUGCUCUCGCAAAUUCGACUGAAGCUGGAGAACCCGGAAAAGUCUCGGGACCUCUUCCGCAAGCGAUCGAUUCGCAAGUCCAAACGACGUGCCUGUUCACCGCUGGGCGGUGGCAUCUGCCUAUCGGGCAUGGGCGGCGGGACCAAUCCGAGCACCCCGGUUUCCGGAACACCGGUCGCCGGCGGAGGCUUCGUCGAAACUCCACCCGGCAGUGCCCACAGCAGUCCCCGCAAGUACCGUGGCUCCCGAACUUCGGCCAGUCUGAAGGUGAAGGGACUGCUCGGCCGGGUCUGGGCCCGCGAUUCCAAAUCCAAGAGCUGUGAAAAUCUGCACGUACUGUAAGUUGAGUCGGAUCAAGAGAGUUCCAUCGUGCGUCAUUCUAAAACUACAAGUACUACUACUCGAAUACGGGAAAACUGUUUAAAAUGUAAAAUGUAGGUCCUUAGAAAUUCAGUUCGCGGAACGAUAUUUUACUCUUCAUAGCGUUAAACAAUGCAAAACUGUCAGUCCUCGAAAGUCGAAUGCACAUUUAUUUUUUAGGUGUACGUGGAACACAGAAAA
This is a messenger RNA of Ochlerotatus camptorhynchus, 4284 nucleotides long. RefSeq lists its product as uncharacterized. Gene Ontology annotation, cellular component: plasma membrane. The record is from RefSeq and is a predicted model, not a curated record. The transcript has 15 exons. Gene Ontology annotation, molecular function: calcium channel regulator activity; GTP binding; GTPase activity. NCBI's taxonomy places the organism in Eukaryota, Metazoa, Arthropoda, Insecta, Diptera, Culicidae. The coding region runs from base 832 to 4065 and encodes 1077 amino acids.